Molecule: messenger RNA, 426 nt
Organism: Meloidogyne enterolobii
Lineage: Eukaryota; Metazoa; Nematoda; Chromadorea; Rhabditida; Meloidogynidae
Source: the annotation of a GenBank genome assembly
AUGAAUGAGCCUUUAGUUGAUGACCAAGAUUUUCCACUUUCUGGAAUCGACAUUUAUGCGGUCACUUCUGCUAGAGGAAAUAUUAGACGUUUACAAAAUGAUCGAACCGAAAAAAUGGCAGAAAUUGACAGAAUUAUUGUUGCUAUACACAACCAUACUUCACAGAAUGGAAAUUCGGAAAAUAAUGAAGGAGAGUCAAGUGUGCAUCGUACAAGUAAUAAACCUAUUGUGCAAGUGGAUAAAGUGUCGCCAAAUUCGCCAGCACAAAAAGCGGGUUUGCGUGAAGGGGAUUUAAUUAUCCAAUUUGGUAAUUUGCAUGCGGAUGUGUUCAAUAAAUUGGAUCAAUUGAAGGAAGUUGUGAAUAAUUCGAAAAAUGUGAGGAAUUUAAAUUUAAAAGAGGGAACGGGGACUGAGAAAUUUAUUUAG